Messenger RNA from Ramularia collo-cygni, 2484 nucleotides. RefSeq lists its product as uncharacterized. The record is from RefSeq and is a predicted model, not a curated record. Gene Ontology annotation, molecular function: oxidoreductase activity. Lineage: Eukaryota; Fungi; Ascomycota; Dothideomycetes; Mycosphaerellales; Mycosphaerellaceae. The transcript is spliced from 2 exons. Gene Ontology annotation, cellular component: cytoplasm. The coding region runs from base 1 to 2484 and encodes 827 amino acids.
AUGGCGCGCACACCGGGUACUGAUCAGCCACGUCGUGGUGAUUCAUCAUCACCAUCGCCUCUUAUUCGAGUCGAGCCAGCGGUGUUCCAACCUCUUCCUCAAAUCUCAGCCAAACCCGGGAAUCGACGCACAGUCGUCAAAGAUUGGCGCUCAAUUGGCGAAGAAGACCUGUCUUACAGAUGCGAAGUUUGUGAGAGCUGGAUCGAGGGAUCAAGUAUCCAGUGCAGACAAUGCAAAGCGCGCAUCUGUCCCGAGUGUUUGAACAUUGGUGGCAAGAGCUCUCCGCGCUGCAGAGCCAUGGCGCGGGACUACGAGCAGAAAGGAUGCUGGUGUGGCAUCGAUGGCAACUUCAACAUGGAGUUCGCGACCACAAGUUCUGCUGAACAAAUCAACAAGCGAAAGCGCGAGUCCGUGAAUCCAUACGAGUACAAUCACGAAGGCUUCUCCAACGCAAAGCUCGGCAUUAAUGCGCGAUAUUCCACGGCCGCUAUGCCCGAGUUCCUGCCGUUCAGCCAGCCAUUGUCCAAGAAGUUCAAGCUCACAAAAGAGUCAGCGACGCCAUAUGAGCACCUGGACAAGACCACCACUGUGGUCAUUGGCAGCGGCAUUGUCGGUCUGCUCAUCACAUACCAGCUGGCCACAGAGGCCAAGCUCACCGACACAGAUCUCCGAAUCAUCGUACUCGACAUUAACCGGAAAUCGUGCACUCUGUCAAGCCAGCAGUGCGUUGGUCUCCUCUCGGUUGACGCAAUGGACGAGAGAUGGGCACCUCUGGGCCACGACUUUCUCCGGCGCUGGCAGGAGCUUGAGGUGAUGAGGGAUCCCAACACCGAUCUCGACGCGCAACAAGAUCCGCGCAUCAACACUCAGACGACAGCAGCCUGGUUGAAGGAGCGCUGCCAGGAUCUUGGUGUGGAGUUCUGCUUCGGGAUUCAAGCUUACGGUGCAACUGAGGAUCGCCAUGGUCGGAUUUCGAGUGUUGAGAUUGGCAUGAUUGGGGUCGGUCGUCCCACAGAAAGUAUCCCAUGCUCUAAUCUGGUCGUGGCCGCUGGACCGUUUACGCCGCAAGUCUACGCCAGACUUUUUCUAAACUCUCAGCUCUGUCUCGAGAACAAUGUUCAGCGAGUCCAGAAGCUCCAGCUGGAAAAAGUUCGCAUGCGCGGGAAGGGCGAUAACAUCCUCGCCACCGGCAUGAAGGCACGAGAGUACGACGGAGAUAUGACGAUCGUCAUCAACGCCAAUGAGCAUACUGGUGAUGUGUACAUGACCGAGAAACAUGACGGUAACAAUGUUCUCGGAGUUGCAGACGCCCUGAAACACAACAAAGGCACUGCACUCUCUUUGUUGCAACUGGCUGCAAAGCACGUUGUAUCCUCUCAAGACGGGGAUGGGAUCAAUGAAAGCCACCUCGUCGACAAGUCUCGCUCCACAGUCAGCACGGGAACUUUCGGCUGUCCCGUCAUCGGCGCAGUGCCUAAAGGGCCAAAGACGCCUGGAGACUCCGCGGGGGUGUUCCUAGCCUAUGGCUUUGGGAUGUUCGGCACUACGGUGGCACCUAUCGUAGGAGAGAUCAUCACAGCACUAGUCUGUGGUAAGGCUGCGUCAAUCUCGCUAUUGGACUUUCAAAUCCUCACAGUCCCGCAAGUUGCCAAGCUCAACGCCCAACGCAAGGCUGCAGCGAACAAGGCUGCGAAAGUCAAGGCAAAGGCUGACGCAAAGGCAAAGGCUCAAGCCAGCAGAGUCGCAAAGAAGAACGGGUCAAAGGGAGAAGCCAAAGCACACCCUGCUGCUCUUCUCAAGCCUAAGGACGAGAAGAAAGGAAAGGAGCAGGUUGCUGUCGCGGCAAAUCCUAGGCCGUUAAGAAACAGCAAGACUAUGGUCAGCAGUGUGCCGAAGAUCACRGAGCUCAAGAAACCUGCGCUCAAGGAGAAACAGAACGCUGGCCAGGCCGCUGCUUUGAAGGAUGGAAAUCGUAAAGGCGCGCGCAGGACACCAUCGAGUGCUGCAAUCAAGGCCAAGUCGACAAGCAAGGUUGCAGAGCAGCCAUCGCUCCCGGACUCCAGCAAGCAAAAGUACACUCGCAAUCCACGAUCCGGUUCCACCGCCGAGGCAGCACCGGCCAAGCAAACAACACCCAAGCCCACCAAAGCCAAGGCACGAACUACCACCGAGGACACACGACCCAAGGUGAAGAUUCGAAUCGCUUCUUCAGCCACUAGUGGGUCACAGGCCAAGAAGACUGUCGAACCCGCCGAAGGCAAGACCAAGCGGAAGACGAGAUCUUCUCAUCCUGAUGCCACAGUUGACAGCAAGGAGAUCGUGUCGGGACCUGCGCCUCCGAGGCGUAAAUCUAGGAUGCCGAGUAAUGGACCUGGCGCAGCGGAGGACGAGGAAGCAGAGAAGGAGGAGGAGGAGAAGGGAAAGGAAGCUAUCGCUGGUGCGCAGAAGGGAAACGGAAAGGGGAAGCAGAAGGGCCGCAAGUAG